This is a messenger RNA of Eutrema salsugineum, 1230 nucleotides long. RefSeq lists its product as uncharacterized. Bases 1 to 1230 code for a protein of 409 amino acids. The transcript is spliced from 4 exons. NCBI's taxonomy places the organism in Eukaryota, Viridiplantae, Streptophyta, Magnoliopsida, Brassicales, Brassicaceae. The record is from RefSeq and is a predicted model, not a curated record.
AUGGAAAACGAAACUCUAAAUGUCUCCUCAGUUGAUCAGACUACCACUGUUGGGACUGAACAGAUCCAGUUUGGGACUUUCCCACCAGUGAAUGUGGUUAUUCCACCUCCGAUCUCUGCUAUGUCCAAACUGCGGUUACUGGACAGAUACAUUCAGUGUCGUCUUGCUGAUGCACUAUUCAAGGUGUAUAGCAAUGUUGAGACGUCUAAAGAACUAUGGGAUUCUCUAGACAAAAAGUAUCGCACGGAAGAUGCUGGAUCUCAGAAAUACGCUGUGGCAAAAUUUCUAAAUUACAAAAUGGUGGAUUCCAGACCAAUAAUGGAUCAAGUGGGAAAGGUCGCAUGCAUCAUUGAGAAGCUUCCACCUCAUUGGACGGUCUUCAAAAACUAUCUGAAGUUGAAGAAGAAGUGGAUGAGUCUUGAAGACCUAACCAUGAAGCUCCAUAUGGAGUCAACAAACCGAAAGAACCUCGGAACAGGCCACAAAUCCUUUGAGUGCCGCAGCAAAAAGGCUCCAAAGAAACAUGAAGCUAAUCUCGCCUAUCCAGACAUGUGUGCGAUGAUCACUGAAGCAAGUGUUGCUAAUAGCCAUCCCAAGGCUUGGUGGUUCGAUACUGGUGCAACCAGGCACAUUUGCUUGGACAGGUCAAUGUUCUCUGCCUACACCAAGAACAAGAGUUAUGAGAAGCUAUUUAUGGGAAACUCUGUGACAUCAAAGAUUGAAGGUUAUGGGAAAGUUGUUCUGAAGCUUACCUCUGUACGUGAGCUCACCCUAACACAUGUGGUCCAUGUGUCGGACAUGCGCAAGAAUUUGAUCUCUGGAUCUCUCAUGAGUAAGCAUGGAUUUACCAAUAAGUUAGAGGCGGAUAAGCUGGUGCUAUCCAAGAAUGGGAUGUAUAUGGGGAAAAGGUUUGUUACUGAUGGUCUUUUUAAGAAGUGUGUUGAAGCUGUUCGCAGCGAUGUUGUAACCGAGGCUUCCACCUCGAAAAUGAAUGAGAAUAAGAAACCAGUUGCUUAUAUGUCUGAGUUUUUUACUUUAUGGCAUGAACGUUUAGGACAUGUUAACUUCAAAACUAUGAGUAGAUUGAUGAACAUGAAUAUGAUUCCUAAACACAAAAUAAGUAAAGACAAAUGUGAUAUUUGUGUUCAAGCUGAACUCAGUAAAACACCAUCACCUAACGUGGAAAGAACAACUGAACCUCUAAGUUUAAUUCACACUGAUUAUAUGUGA